AUGGUGUCUUUCCAAGACGCGGCGACAAGCUUCAUCGAGUCGAACAGCAUGCGGCACCGUUCUAUCAAUCCCCGUAAAUCCCGACGACUGGCGACCGAUUUUGGCCUCGACGCUGGGCGAGGUGCCCCUCCAGAACCGCCUUUACUCUGGCAACCGCUUCGCCGACCGCGUUUGGCGAGCUCACCCCCACUAUAUCUAGUCCCCAUUCACUCCGUUGAGUUUAUCGGACGCAUAUACCGCGUCAUCAUCGUUCUUCAACCAGGGAGCACUCUGCAUACGACGCAAGGCGGGGCUCAGCGAGGGAGGCUGAGGGAAUUCAGAGGCAAACCCAACGAGACCCUGGAAGGAGGACGUAUCCACGACCUCAUUGGCCUCGUUUAUACGACAUCGGCGUUGUCUAGUGUUGGCCGAGAGUAUCAGCUCCUCGUGGACAAGGCGAGCGCAAUGGACAUGGCUUUUCCCUACCGUGCCUCGGACGACAUCCAGACUCUCCAAAGCGACGACACAAGCUCGUAUGGAUCCCUGGCGUUAUCUCAGCGAGCUAGGCUGCGUACCCGAGGACUGGAUUUCGAAAUGGUUGGAGAAGCUUUGAUUGAACUCGACAUGAACUCGCCUCGGGCCCGCCCUGAAGUUCAGGAGCAUAUGGAUAGCCGCGCUUCGUGGGCCCAUCGUAGUAACCGCAAGACCUGGACGACUGACGAUUUGUUGCAAUGGUCUGUCUCGCAUAGAAUGCAGGCUCGUGAGUCGAUGGAUAUCUCAGAAAUUUCCGUGUCCUCCGCGCGGCAGGAUCGUCGACCCGCCAAAUCCCAUGUGGACAAUCGGCGAUAUACCCUGUGUGCUAGUAGGCCAAAGGAGGCGACGAUAGAAAAACCUCCAAAGGUUAUUCGGAAGGUGGCCAGUAUGCACGACCGAACGAAACAAACGGACAAGUCCACCCAGCGCCCCAUACAGAAGAUCAAAUCAUUACGGUUGUUUCCUUCCAGCUCAAGGCGAGAUCUCAACCGCAACGGAGAAACCAAGCAUCGUAACUGGCUAUUCUCGCGAACAUCUCACCGUCAAAACACUUCGAGCGCGGACUAUGGGAAGACGGUUGUCAGGCCCCCACCAAAUCGUACUCCCUACCCUUCUUAUUCUGCUCAGGAGAUUCCUUCGAUAACGAGGUCCCGAACAACAUACAGCAAGAGAUCUGGGGCCCAGCAGCGCGACUCUGUCUGGCUUACAGGGCUUGGUUUUUCUUUCACCGAAACUAGAUCACAAAAGGACGGCAAUGCUAGCCUUGACGACCCUAUUUCCUUUGUUGCACAACAUCACGGCACUCAUUUGACGGCUGCGAAAUCCCAUGGAAAUCUUCCUGACACCCUUGACACCUCUGAAUCCUUUAUCUGUAUCACUCCCGACAAAGCCAAGGGCGACAAGCCAGCGGAGAGGAAAACGAAGGUCCAGAAGCUGAUUGCCAGGGUGAGCAACGGGUUCCUUGGAUGGGGAAGGCAGUUGACCAGCCGCCGACAUCAAUCUCCUGGAACGAACAGGCACUCACCGCAAUAA
Coprinopsis cinerea okayama7#130 is the source of this 1545-nucleotide messenger RNA. RefSeq lists its product as hypothetical. The coding region runs from base 1 to 1545 and encodes 514 amino acids. NCBI's taxonomy places the organism in Eukaryota, Fungi, Basidiomycota, Agaricomycetes, Agaricales, Psathyrellaceae. The record is from RefSeq and is a predicted model, not a curated record. The transcript has a single exon.